CUUCGGACGCACAAUACUAGAAGAAUUCUCUUUUUUCGGUCUUGUUUGGUUUUGGCGUCGUGUUGGAAGCGGAAGAAUCAAAAAAAAACCGCGCAAUCAGAAACAACACAACAAGUCCGAAACGAAACCGCGCGCUCCGUCCUCUCUUACCUUGGGGUCUGACGCAGCAUUCGACCGAUCAUCAGCGCUUCUCGUCCUGCCGUGCUUCAGUGGUAGAGGGCGGCUUCUGUCCAAGCAAGACAUCCUCAGGCCCUGCACCAAAGAUCUUCCACUCCCGAUCUCAAUCGCUCGCCCACUCCUCCCACCGACCGCCAACCUAGCAUGGAAGUGAGCACAGACUCAUUGCCGAGUAACGACGUCGCCUCGGCGGCGGAGGGCGCGUCCACCUCGGCAGCCCCAGCGCCGCAGCCCACCAAACACCGCAAGGAGAAGAAGAGCAAGAAGCCGCAAAAGGAAUCCAAGACGGUCGCAAACUUGCUAGCCAGCCUCGAGGGCUACAUAACGGCGGAUGUCGACCCGGAGGUUGUUUUUGUGGAUUACAAGGAAAUUGGACAUGGCAGCACCGGCUCUGUCUUCCAGGCGCGAGACUCUCGUACCGACGAAGUCGUGGCCAUCAAAAAGAUGCUCAUUAUUGGCGCCAAGGCAGAGGAAGACUGGGACGAUGUCGUCCGCGAAAUCAAGUUUAUGGCAAACUGCCAGCAUGAAAACAUUAUCAAGUACUUUGGGACAUAUCUCAAGAACGAGUACAUUUAUAUUGUAAUGGAGUUUUGUGCCGGUUCGGGCGUCGACAUUCUUGAAGUCUUCAAGGUCCCGCUGAGCGAGUCCGAGAUUGGCUCGAUUUGCGCACAAACACUUCGCGCCCUGGAUUACAUGCAUGGCACCAGCAAAAUACACCGCGACAUCAAGGGAGGCAACAUUCUGCUGCGCGAAGAUGGCGUCGUCAAGCUGAUUGAUUUCGGCGCGUCCACACAGCUCAAGCCUGGCGUGAGCAAGGCCAACACUUUUGUUGGCACACCUUAUUGGAUGGCGCCCGAGCUUAUCACGGCAAUGGAAUCUGGAUUUUACGACGCAGCAGUAGACAUUUGGUCGCUCGGCAUCACAUGCAUCGAAUUUGCGCAGCUCAAGCCUCCCCACUUUCAGAUGCAUGCCAUGAGCGCCUUGUUCCACAUUCCACAAGCCGACCCGCCGACUCUUGAAGCCCCUCAUUGGUCUGGCGAUUUCCGAGAGUUCCUAGCAAAGUGUCUUCAGCCUGAUGCUGCUCAGCGAUGGUCGGCACAUCAGCUGUUGCAGCAUUCGUUCAUCAAGAACAACGAAAAGGCUGCCACAACUGUCAUUGCAGAGCUGGUCGGUCGCAGCAAGGACAAGGUUCGCGAGAUUGAUUUGGCGGAUCUCAUGGAGAACUUGGCAGAUAUUGAUCGCAAGAUUGAAACGGAACGAACGGCCAACGGUCAGGAAAGCGCCCGGCUGCUGACCGAGAAGGAGACCCAAAAGAAGGCACUGCAAGAGGCCAAAAAGCAGGGCGCCACGAUGCAAAAGGCGCGCGAAACUUUGCGCCCGCGGCACUUGUUGGUUCGCGACACGCUGGAGGCACCUCAGCAGGAGCGCCAGCUGGUGCGCAGCCAGAUGAAGGAGCUGCGACUGAACAAGGAGAAGCAGCACAAGGCCGAGAAAGUCUUGAUCAAGCAGCAGUCCAACGACCUCGACACGCUGCGCAAGGGCCAGGCGCGCGACUACGAGACGACAGUCAAGAGCCAAGAGGCCGAAUUGGAGCGCAUGCGCAAGGAGCAGCGAGACUUGGUCGAGUCGCUGCAAAAGUCCUUCCAGAACGAGAAGAAGAAGCUGAGCGAGCGCCUCAAGGACGACGAAAAGAAACUCCUCAAGGAGCACAAGGACAAGCUCAAGGCCGAAAUGAAGGUGCUCGAGUCCCGCCAAAAGGACGAAGCUGCGGGCGUAGACAAGAACGACAAGAAGGAGCUCCAAAAGCGACAAAAGGACGAUCUGGCCCGAAUGCAGACCGAGAAGGAGAUGCAGUUCCAACGCCAGCUUGGCGAAAUGUACGAGGCCCGAAUGAACCAGCUGUCGCUCGAGCAAAAACAAAAGCUCGACACGAUCGUCCAAGAGCACGCCCAGCUCGAGAAAGACAUGCUGCACGCGCACUCGUCCGUGCGCAUCCAGAUCAAGCUCGAUCAGCAGAGCAUGGAACACGACCUGCUCAUGACCCAGCUCACAGCGCAGCACAACUUGACCGAGAACAACCAAGCCCUGCAGCAUCGCAUCGAGUGGUCGCAGCUGCUGGCCAUUCACGAAAAACAGGAAGAGGAACUUCUCAAAGAGCAGCUCAGCAAGCAAAAGUACCACAAGCAGAUUCUCAAAAAGAGCGAAGACGACAUCCGAAAACGAUACCAGCGAACGCUCAGCGGCGCGUACGACCACCAACGGCCGCCGUCCAUGGCUGACCCGAUGGGUAGCGGCGGCAGCAGCAGCUUGAACGAACGUCCCGCGGGUCACUCGCGAUCUGGCAGUGUCGAUAUGGACAAGACGCUCAAGCUGUCGACCAAAAAGGACAAGGAGCAGUUUGACACCUUCCGCUCCAGCUUUAUCGACGAAGAGACGCAAAAGCUCGAUCGAUUCCAAAAGAUGCAGGCCCAAAAGCUUCGCGAGGCCAUUUCCAAGGAGCAGACGGACGUCGCCCGCUACCACAACGAGCGCAAGCAAAUGCUGAAGGCUGCUCAUCAAGCUGAGCGCCAGCGUGUCAAGGAAAAGCAAGAUGCAUUCUUUGUAUUGCUCAAGCAGAAGCUGGAGCAUGAGUGGAACUCGUCCGUCGCAUGAGUACUGUUCAUGUUCUCUUUUUUGUUUGCUUUUUUUGUUUCUUUGUUUUUCAAUCCUCUGCUGCUGGUGGGCUUUUUUUUUUCAACGAGGAUGCUUGUUCCUCCACUCUCAUCUCUGUUUGACACCCCGCUCUCGCGACUUUGCUGUUUUGAAUUUUUCGGUGAAGUUUGCUUUUAGCUGGUGCAGACGCUCCUGGUUGUUUGUAUUUUUUUUUCUUUUGUUUUGUUUUGUUGUGAUUGUGAGACCUGCCUUGUUUUGUAGUUUGGUGUGCUACUUCAUUUUACGUUGUCAAUGCAUUGGCAUUGUUUUCAAAA
Molecule: messenger RNA, 3143 nt
Organism: Capsaspora owczarzaki ATCC 30864
Lineage: Eukaryota; Filasterea; Ministeriida; Capsasporidae
Product: TAO kinase 1
Exons: 6
Coding region: 322-2829 (835 amino acids)
Biological process (GO): protein phosphorylation
Molecular function (GO): ATP binding; protein serine/threonine kinase activity
Source: RefSeq, a predicted model, not a curated record